Molecule: messenger RNA, 969 nt
Organism: Amphimedon queenslandica
Lineage: Eukaryota; Metazoa; Porifera; Demospongiae; Haplosclerida; Niphatidae
Product: ras-related protein Rab6-like
Exons: 8
Coding region: 55-672 (205 amino acids)
Molecular function (GO): GTP binding; GTPase activity
Source: RefSeq, a predicted model, not a curated record
GUGAUUAGUUCCUAAAGUAGGCGGGGUCAUAUCUAUUGUGGGAGUGGCUUUAAAAUGGAUUUCAAGAAUCCAAUGAGAAAGUUCAAAAUAGUGUUCCUUGGAGAAGAGGCUGUUGGAAAAACAUCAAUAAUCACCAGAUUUAUGUAUGACACAUUUGACAGCAAUUACCAGGCAACGAUUGGAAUCGAUUUCCUUGCAAAGACAAUGUACCUUGAUGACAGAAUGGUAAGGUUACAAUUAUGGGAUACAGCAGGUCAAGAAAGGUUCAAAGCUCUUGUACCAGCUUACAUCAGAGAUUCGGCCAUUGCAAUUGUUGUAUACGACAUUACAAAUUCUGCUUCAUUUGAUGCUGUUGAUCAAUGGAUUGAAGACGUUAGGGCAGAAAGGGGCGAUGACGUUGUUAUUGUUUUAACUGGAAACAAACUGGACUUGGAAGAUAGAGUCAUUUCAACUGAAAAAGGCGAAAGCAAAGCAAAAGAAUUAAAUGUUAUUUUUGUGGAGACAUCAGCAAAAAGUGGAGCCAACAUCAAACAAUUGUUUAAAAGAGCUGUCCUUGCCUUACCUUCAAUGGAGAUUGAAGAGGAGGAGGAGGAAGAAAAUAAGAAAGAAGAUAUUGUUCAAGUGACUCCGGUUGAAGAAGAGAAAGAUCAAUCCACUGUGUGUUGGUGCUAAAUGGGAUCCAUUGCUCUACUGGCAUGACAUACCAUUAAAGGAUAAAGUCUCAUCUUGUUCUUGUCGCUACCAAGUCUCUCAUCCCACUUUCCACAAAACUUUUUUUGUCACCUCAAAAAAUUCGAAUUUUUUAUAUAUUAUACGCGAGGAAUUAGAAUAAAACUACUGUAAAAUAAUGUUAAUUAAUAAUAAAUCAAAUAUUAUAAAGUCACAUGGUCACACAAAACAGUUUCAUUAUUGCAAGUAUUUGUUAUUCUUUCUUUCUUGUCUCUCUCGGACCUUUAAAUCCAUCCAAUA